Messenger RNA from Anopheles cruzii, 1386 nucleotides. Its product is annotated as la-related protein Larp4B-like. The coding region runs from base 1 to 1386 and encodes 461 amino acids. The record is from RefSeq and is a predicted model, not a curated record. The transcript has 3 exons. NCBI's taxonomy places the organism in Eukaryota, Metazoa, Arthropoda, Insecta, Diptera, Culicidae.
AUGGAGAAACAGGAGAUCCGCUCGAAGCCGAUCCUGAGCCCGACGCGCUCACUGGACGAGGGCUUCGAGAGUGACCCGGACCGCAUCUCGACCGACUCGGAGCUGGCCACGGCCCAGCCGACGCCGGCUUUCGACGUGCUCCAGCGGACGGACCGCGAUGGGGUGCAGCACACGCAGAUUGCGCGCCGCACCGGACCGUCGUCGGAGUCGGCCGGUGGAAGCGCCUCCCCCCCGAAGGACAGUGGGCCGGAAAGCAUCAUCUGUCUGGAGGGCGAAAUCGAGAAGGAGCUACGGACGAAGCUGGAAAAGACUAGCUUGGGGCGACCCCCGUCUGGCCUGCCGAAACUCGGAGCGGCCAGCGGAACCGGAGCGGCCAGUCAACAGAUGCGCUACCGAAGGAUCAAAACGCGAGCCCCGCCACCACCGAUCGGCUCGUAUAGCUACUACCAGAAGCGGUCCGCCUCGGUGGACUCGGUGAACCGGUCUACCGGCAACGGGUACGGGUUGGCCAGCCACCAACACCCGGACCAGCAUCCGGGCGCAAGCUCGUUGAACCUUCCGCUCGAUCUGGCGACGCCGGUGGUGGCGCCACCGGGCGAUGUCCUGGCCGGGCGCUUUGUCCGCGUGACGGUCGAUCCCCGAACCCACCCGCAGUACCUGCAGCACCUCCACCAACCUGCCUCGCUGAACCAGUACCGGCUGGCGUCGCUCUCGACGAACAACAUCUACAAGUACUGUCACGGACCGACGCUGCCAAUGACAGGCCACUACCACCACCAGCAGCACCAUCAGCAGCAGCAGCAACCCCAGCACCAGCACCUUCCCGUCCAGCACCACCAUUAUCCGCUGCACCACCAUCACCACCAAACGCAACUCGGAGGCUCCGCCGGCACCGGCGGCAACGGCACCGGAGGCAGCAAUCGCAACAAUUUAUACUCAUUACCACCGCAAUACGGAUUAGCGGCGGCCGCCGGUGCCCUCCAGCAACAGCAGCCUCCGCAGCAGCAGCAGCAGGCGCUGCACGGCCCCUCCACGUCCGGGUCGUCCUCGGCGCCGGGGGCCGGCAGCGGCGGCGGCGGCCAGCAGGCAGCCGGCAGGAAUUAUCAACAUUUCAAUCAUGUUCCAGUUUGCUGGACCCAAUCGAUACCCAGACAAACGAGACGAUACAUCACCCCGACGACGCUUCCGCAGGUGAUUGCACCAUCGAGCAAGUCCACCGGCACCGGCAUCUCGCAGAAGCUGCGCGACCUGGCGACCUCGGCCGGCUUGCUGACAGCCAAACCGCGGCCCCCGCUCAAACCGGUCAUCAAGACACGCGGCUCCAACAGUACCGAGUUCCCGAAAAAAGUCACAUUCAGUGCUUUUGCAACCGUGCAGGUUGUUUGA